CCCUAAUUCUGGUUGCCCUUCUCGCAGAGUAGCUCACAAAGUACAGAAUUCUUCCCUGUGUUUCUCACCAAGCUCGUUGUUUGAUUUUAGUUUCCUAAGCCUUCUCAGGAACCAAACGGCGAGUUAUCUCGUUCGUUUUCGUUGAAAUCAACGACAUAGUUUUGUUAUAUUGGGGCUGGAACAGGUAAUGCUGUCACUGGGCAAUGAAUUUGUAUGGAAUUGGUAUAGGAAGUACUUACCGUGGGAUUCUUAAAAAGGUUCCUGUUUUGCAUCAAUUUAUGCCUCUUUGUUCGUCAUGUGCUGUUCAAGUUUUGGAUUUUGCUGAAGAUAGUUGUGCCUGCGAGUCAUAUUAUGUUGAAUUACAGCGUAGAAUGCAGGGCUAUGCAGCCUCGGGUUGCGUAUCGGAAGCUCUUAAGGCUUUGAAUUUCAUGAGGAGUGUCCCGGGGAAGCCCACUGUGUAUGAUUAUAAUGCUUUGAUACAUUGUUGUUUGAAAUCGAAACAGGUGGUGUUGGAUGAGUUGGUUGAUGUUUAUAUUGGGAUGAAAAGGUUUGGGCCAUACCCAAAUGCAUUGACCUUCAAUGCCCUUUUGAAUGGGAUGCUUUCUCACGGGAACAUCAAAUAUACAUUCAUUUUAGUAGAGGAAAUGUGUUCAAGUGGAUUUGUGCCUUCAUUUAGAUUGUUGUCAAAAUUGUUGACAAAAUCGUUGAAGCCCGGAUACUUAUUGGAUGCACUUAGUGUGUUCAAGUUCAUGUUGAGAUUGGGCUAUUUUCCAUCUGAAGACACCAUGAAUUUGUUAAUUGUUUGUCUUAGUAAAUCUGGGAUGAUCCCUGAGGCAUGCUUUGUGUUCUCUGUUCUUCUUGAAAAGGGCUAUUUCCGAGGUGCGUAUACUUACAAUCCAAUUCUAUGGGCUCUAUGUAAGACUGGCCACAGCUACACAGCCUUGGUUUUGUUUUAUUCUUUGAAGAAGAAGGGUCUUGCACACAGUGUGUGCUCAUAUACAGCUUUGGUUUAUGGUUUUAGCAAGGAAAGGUUAUGGGAAGAAGCCUUUAAGUGUUUGAGUGAAAUGCAAAUUGGUAGCUGCAAGCCUAACGUAAUAACAUACACUGCAGUUUUAAGGUUUCUCUGUGAUGAUGGGAAGAUUGAAGAGGCUUUAGGUCUUUUGGAUAAGAUGCAGAAGGAAGGAUGUGAUCCAGAUUUAGUUACGUACAACAUAAUUCUCCGUGAACUUUGUCAUCAAAGUAGAAUUGCCAAAAUUGGUGAGUUCGUCCAGAUUAUUGACCAAAAGGGAUUGCAUCCUGAUGAGUUCACUUAUGCUGCUUUGGCUGGAGGGCUGUUAAAAGGGGGGAAUAUGGGGAUUGCCACUAAAAUCUUACUUCACAUUGUUUCAAGAGGAUGUACUGUGGAUGUUGCAAUUUGUAAUAUAUACUUAAAUAUUCUAUCUCAUGAGAAUAGGUCAAGUGAAUCAUUAUCCUUGAUUAGGAGUAUGAUGGAAAAAGGUUUAGAACCAAAUAAUAUAUCAUAUAACACAAUUUUGAAAAGCUUCUGCCAUGACAACAUUGAUGAUGCUCUGGAACUCUUUGACCAUAUAGAGUGGGGUGCAAAUGGACCUGAUGUGGUUUCUUUCAACACAAUUCUGUCUGCAGCCUGCAAACAGGGAAAUUCACCAAUGAUUCGAAGGAUUUUAUACAGAAUGGAGUAUGAAGGCAUCAAGUUGAAUGUGGUUGGUUCAACUUGUUUGAUUCAAUAUUUUUGCAUGGUUGGGAAGUUUAGAGAUUGUUUGGAGCUAUUGGAAGUUAUGAUGUCAAAUGGUCCUAGUCCCACAAUAGUAACUUUUAAUACGCUUAUGUGUAGCCUUUGCAGGUAUUCAUAUCUUGAAACAGCACAUUGGAUUUUCAAAUACUUGAGAAGCAAUGGCUUCUUACCUGAUAUGAUAACUUACAACAUUCUUAUACAUGCUUCCAUAAGAGAAGGCAAUGAGCAGCUGGUGGUUCAGUUGUUAAGAGAGAUGUAUGGCCAAAGAUUAAAGCCUGAUGCAUUUACCUUUGGAUCCUUCAUUUAUGGCCUUUGCAAGGAAGGCAAGGUAUUAACAGCACUUCUGCUGCAGGACCAAAUGAUUGAGAAUGGCAUCACUCCAACUAUUUCGAUUUACAAUACAAUACUGGAGGCGAUGCUCAAGAGAGGCAAAUUUGGGGGUAGUAUUUUGCUAUUGAAGAAAAUGCUGAUGGAAGGGUGUGAACCUAAUGCAGUUUCUUUAGAGAUUCUACACCGAGCAAUGGCAAGAGGUUGGAUGAAUGGGUUUUGUAGGAUUGCAAAGCGUCUGGAGCUUGUGUUGUCUGGUAAUGAUGAGAAGGAGACACAUCAUGGACCAAUAGUAGUAGGCUAAUUCACCAAGAGAACAUAAGAUGGUUAAUAUCAUGUUCUGCUAUCACCAAACUGGAUCCUCUCAGUUAAAUCCAGCUUUUCGUCAAAAGAGAUCCAAUGUAGAUUAACUUUCACACUUUGCAAAAGGGUGCUUUUUCUACACCUUUUCCUCAAUGGCACGUCAGCACCAGGGGAACAGAAGAAUAUUGGUUUCAGGUUAAGGCAAACCACCAGUAAAAGCAGUAGUAAAGAGUUAAGUUUUCCUUCUUUGUGGCAUGUGGCACAUUUGGCAUGAAAGGAGCUCCAGUCUUUCAGGGUUUUGACAGUCUAUUUUGUUAUAUUUACUGGCAAUUCUUGUUUCACUUUUUUGAGCAGCUCAGGGAGCAUGGCCAUUCCUGAUUUUCUUCCUCUUCUUUUUCUUUUUUUGCUUUUUUUUUUUCACCAUAUCAAUCAUCUUCAUUUACUGCCGUCUCAUGAAAUGUCUCCAUACUCUUUAGAGGGUUGCAUCAGGAAGGGUAAAAAUUUUGCCACAUUAUUCUUUUGCGUGGAUUUAUAUUUUCAAUGUGACUUUUAGAAGUCAAUUGACAUUAUGAAUGUCGUGCCAUCAAUCCUAACUUUGUUAAGAUGAGAUGCAAUUGAUGAUGAUGAUUUGUUGGUAACUUUUUGUUGUAAGCAGGCUUUUGUCCUUUUGUCGGUUCCAGUCUCUUCCAUAUAUUUUAUCUUUAUUCAGAAAAAAGAAAUUAUGUCAUUUGAUGAACAAUACUGUAAUUGGUUAAUUCUUCUGUACUUUAUUUUGUUUCUGAGAGUUUGGUAGUAAUGUUGUUUAUUUUUACUCUCUUCAGAAGCACAAACAUGAAAGACAUGUUGGAACCCUGAUUUCAAAAAAUGGAGGAUGUGACAUGGUGGGUACACAACAAAAUAUGUGUUUGCUUAUAUGACAUGAUGGGUAUGCAACAAAAGACAUGUUCAGGAAAUGGAGGAUCUGACAUGGUGGGUACACAACAAAAUAUGUAUUUACUUGUAUGACAUGGAUCUGGCAGGUCCAGCAAUUUCUGGUCUAUCUUUCAAACGUAUAUUGGCUGAACUCUUGCAAGCAUGGCAGAAGCCAUCUCCAGUCAAGAGUAAAUUGCCUCGCAGCCUUGAGUAGCUGUACAGUGGAUCACAAAGAACAGGGAGGAUGGAAGAAAGCAACGAAGAUCAGGACCGGCUGUCUGUCUCAUUACAGUGGCUCGGGAUGAACUGACUGGUGACUGAAGCAGAAGAGUUAAGAGCAAAGCUGACCCUGGGGAGCUCUAGGUGGUGAUUAAUUGGUCAUCGACGACUUCCUAAUCCCCAGUCCGUUAGGUAGUACUCCGGGAUUGAACGCACAGAGUAAAUUUGAAGGAGCAGCAAUUCUCCAUUGAAAUUAGUCCUAUAUUGAGUUUUGGGUCACCUAUACUCCAGUUAUUACCUUUCUCGGAGAGACGAGGCCAACAAGCACAUGAUCUAGAACUUGGAUAUUUAUGUAAUCGAUUUCACAUAAUAAUAAAAUUAAGACUCGUUAUAUUG
This is a messenger RNA of Diospyros lotus (date-plum), 3910 nucleotides long. Its product is annotated as pentatricopeptide repeat-containing protein At1g63080, mitochondrial-like. The coding region runs from base 204 to 2384 and encodes 726 amino acids. Gene Ontology annotation, molecular function: protein binding. The record is from RefSeq and is a predicted model, not a curated record. The transcript has 4 exons. Lineage: Eukaryota; Viridiplantae; Streptophyta; Magnoliopsida; Ericales; Ebenaceae.